This is a messenger RNA of Phialemonium atrogriseum, 2680 nucleotides long. RefSeq names its product GMC oxidoreductase. The transcript has 5 exons. Gene Ontology annotation, molecular function: long-chain-alcohol oxidase activity; flavin adenine dinucleotide binding. Bases 110 to 2461 code for a protein of 783 amino acids. The record is from RefSeq and is a predicted model, not a curated record. NCBI's taxonomy places the organism in Eukaryota, Fungi, Ascomycota, Sordariomycetes, Cephalothecales, Cephalothecaceae.
UUUGUUUUGUGACCACUUCCUCAUUUACACGUCCCACCCAGAGGGGCUGAUGUUAUAUUCGGGCCUCCCUCUUUUCAAGGCUUAUACUCUGUAAAUAAUAAAUACCACCAUGUCUGUCACAGGAGACACAAUCUCACCCAAUGAGCCGGGGAUGCCCGAGCCUCCGUCGGGCGAUUUCUUCAAUGAGACGCAAUGGGCUGUCCUGAUAGCGUUAGCAGAUGCUGUGGUUCCCUCUAUCACUCCCGAGUCUAGAGUGACGGACGAAAAAACCCAGAGGUGUCUGCCGGACCAGGAGUAUCAUGAGUUCGUCCAGGCCAACAAGGAUAAAAUUGCUGAGGCCCCAGGCGAUGAGUCCUUGCUUGAAGCAUUGCUCGAUGACCAGCCUUCAAAGCAUCCCGCAUUCCUACAUCACUGCCGACGGACACUGAGCUCCCUGCCGGGCCCUGCCAGAAUGCAGCUAGGAGGUGUCCUCUCCGCGUUGGCGACCCGGCCCGGAAGCCUCCUCCUAACCGGCCACAUGAUACCAAUCCAUGAGCAACCCAUGCAUGUCCGCGAGGCGAUACUGCAAGCCUGGCGCGACUCGUGGUUCCAGACACGGCGGCUCCUCUUCAAGUCGUUCACCCUUCUAGCCCAGAGCGCCUGGGUGACGACGAGCCCACUCUUCGGCCGGAUCAGCGGCUUCCAGGACGUGCCGCGGGAGUGGAAGGCGGGGCCGCACUUCGACUUCUCCUUCCUGCAGUUCGAGGACAACGCGUCAGAGCCGGCCGUGCUCGAGACCGACGUGGUCAUCGUCGGGUCUGGCUGCGGCGGUGGCGUCUGCGCCAAGGUGCUCGCCGAGUCCGGCCACCGCGUCGUCGUCGUCGACAAGGGCCACUACUUCCCGCCGUCGCAGCUGCCCAUGCCGCAGCACCAGGCCAUGCACCACCUGUAUGAGAACGGCGGUUUCGUGCCCUCGGCCGACGCCUCCGUCAACGCCGUCGCGGGUUCCUGCUGGGGUGGCGGCGGCACCGUCAACUGGAGCGUCGCCUUGCAGACGCAGGGCUACGUCCGCCGCGAGUGGGCCGACGACCACGGCCUGCCCUUCUUCGCCACGGCCGAGUUCCAGACCUGCCUCGACCGCGUGUGCGACUUCAUGGGGGUGGGCGGCGCGGGCGUGCGCCAGAGCCACCGGGGCCAGGCCCUGCUCGACGGGGCCAGGCGCCUCGGCUGGGACGCCAAGCCCGCGCCCCAGAACACGGGCGGCAACGACCACGACUGCGGCCACUGCCAUCUCGGAUGUGGCAGCGCCGGGAAGCAGGGCCCCGCCGUCAGCUGGCUGCCCGCCGCGUCGAGGGCCGGCGCCAAGUUCCUCGAGGGCUUCAUGGUCGACAGGGUGCUCUUCGACGAGGCGUCGGGCCGGAAGAGAGCCACCGGCGUGGUGGGCAGGUGGACGUCGAGGGACAGCGAUGGCCGUGUCAUCGGGCCGGCGGAGGGCCGCGUAACGAGAGAAGUAGUGAUAAAGGCGAAGAAGGUCAUCAUCUCAGCCGGCAGCUUGUGGAGCCCGCUGAUCUUGAAGAAGAGCGGCCUGAAGAAUCGACAUAUUGGCCAAAACCUGCAUCUUCAUCCCGUUAACUUUGUUGGCGCCUACUAUGAUGAAGAUACAAGACCAUGGGAAGGUUCGAGUAUCACGAGUCUUUGCACUAGCUUCGAGAACCUAGACGGUCGCGGCCACGGCACGAAGCUGGAGUGCAUGUGCAUGGUUCCGUAUACUUUCCUCCCGAACAAUAUCUGGCGCAGUGGCCUGGACUUCAAGAGGUCCAUUAUGCGGUACCGCCACAUGGACGGCUACAUCUCCCUCACUCGUGACCGGGACACUGGCCAGGUGUACGCCGACCCGGUGACGGGCAGGCCCUGCAUCGAAUACACCCCGUCGGCCUUUGACGCCGAGCACACGAUGGAGGGCGUCAUCGCCCUCUCUAAGAUCUGCUACAUCACCGGCGCCACCGAGAUACAGCCCUUCGUGGGGGGCGUCGAGCCGUUCAUCCGGCCGCAACAACUUCCAGAACCGGCAGUAGCAACAACAACUACAACAGCAGAGACCAAACCUGACCCCGUACACCGCCGCCGCUCCUCCUCCUCCCCCAAGGCCGGCGGCAGCGCCUCCCUCGCUGCAGACGAGAUGGACCUCGGCAUAGCCGACCCAGCCUUCACGGCGUGGCUUGCGCGCGUCCGCGCCGCGGGCAACAAGCCGCCGGGCACGCCGUUCGCGUCGGCCCACCAAAUGGGAACGUGUCGGAUGAGCAGCCACCCGGGAGCAGGGGUGGUGGGUCCGCGGGGCGCCGUCUGGGGCGCCGAGGGUCUGUUCGUCGCCGACGCUAGCGUCUUCCCCAGCGCGAGUGGGGUGAACCCUAUGGUCACUAACAUGGCGAUUGCGGAUUGGAUCGCUAGGGGGGUUGCGAGAGAGUUGGCGGAGGGGGGAUAGGGGGCUGUGUAGGAGUGGUAGCUGGACUCCAGAGGGAAAUAAGGGUUUCCUACACUUGUAAAUGCUGUCUAAUAGCCCGUUUCUUCACAAAUAUCCAUGAUCGAUUGUUGGUAUUAUCGUGCCAGAAACUUUACCACAAGGGUCCUUAUAUAGCCACCAUCUAGUAAGAGCUGCGCUUCCAGAGCACAACCUGCUGGAAGCGGGGAGUAUGUCGAAAAG